AGUCCGCCAUGUUGGCUCCGACCGCGCUGUGUUUUUAUCACGAAAUGUCCUUCCGUGGAUCCGGAAUGGCGCCGGUUUCGUCUCUCUGGUUUGGGCUGCGUGUUGUGAACGCGUUUGUAUUCCAAAGCGGCUGCUUAUGCUGCAGCGUAAUUGUAUUUUAGUUUGAUUUAUUAACGUUUUUUUUUAGUUAAAGUGACGGUUUAGAUGUGAAACGGAGGUCUUUGAGAUCGACUAAAGAAAGAAACAACGACAGCUUUACUCCGACUGCAGAGAGAGAGAGAGAGAGAGACAGAGUCUGAACGGAUCAGCCUCACUCAAAGGAAGUUUCUGAGAUGGAAGCAGCUCACAUCAGCCCAGAGCUUCCUAUUCGAUGGGUUGUUUCUGCAGACAGGACUGUUGAGAUCAAGGAGGAAGUGACUGAGCUGGGGUGUGACCAGGCCAAUGAGCGGAUCCUGCAGGAGGAAACGCCACCUUCUAGCAUCACUGAGAGAGAUGAAGGAGAACACGACUCCACUCCAUCACUCCACUGCAAAAACUCUGCUAGUGACAAACUGCAGUGCAUGACACACAGAGAGACAACACCACAAGAUGAACAUUUUAAAGAAUUGAUUGUUAAAAUUCAUCCUGUACAAGUGCCGUUUAUUCAGGAGAGUACAGAGAUUGCACAGUCUGUGUGUGUGAACGAUUCUGAAACCCGGGACAACUUGAAGACCCUGCCUUGUUCUACUGAAGAUGGGAAGAGUUCCCGUCAAUUAGGAUCUCCUAAAACUCACAAGGGGAAUCACAGAGGAGGGACUCCAUUUCUCUGUGCUGAUUGUGGGAAGUGCUUCACUCUAUUAGGAAAUCUUAAAAAACACCAACUAAUUCACACAGGAGAGAAACCUCAUCACUGUAAUACAUGUGAGAAGAGGUUCUCUCGAUCAGAAUAUCUUAAACAUCACCAGCGCAUUCACACAGGAGAGAAACCACACGUCUGUAGUGAUUGUGGGAAGUGCUUCACUCUAUUAGGAAAUCUUAAAAAACACCAACUAAUUCACACAGACGAGAAACCACACCACUGCAAUAAAUGUGAGAAGAGGUUCUCUCGAUCAGAAUAUCUUAAACAUCACCAGCGAAUUCACACUGGAGAGAAACCACACGUCUGUAGUGAUUGUGGGCAGUGCUUCACUACAUUAGGAAAUCUUAAAAAACACCAACUAAUUCACACAGGAGAGAAACCGUACCACUGUAAUACAUGUGAGAAGAGGUUCUCUCGAUCAGAAUAUCUUAAAUAUCACCAGCGACUUCACACAGGAGACAAACCACACCACUGUAAUGAUUGUAGGAAGUGCUCCACUCAAUUAGAAAAUCUUAAAAAACACCAAGAAAUACGCACAGGAGAGAAGCCACACCACUGUAAUGAAUGUGGGAGAAGUUUCACUCACUUAAGAAGUCUUAAAGCACACCAACUAAUUCACACAGGAGAUAAACCACACCGCUGUAAUGAUUGUGGGAAGUGCUUCACUCAAUUAGGAAAUCUUACAAAACACCAACGAAUACACACAGGAGAGAAACCACACCACUGUAAUGAUUGUGGGAGAAGUUUCACUCGAAUAGACAACCUUAAAAUGCACCAGCUCAUUCACACAGAAAAGAAACCACACCACUGCAAUGACUGUGGGAAGAGUUUACCUGAAUUAGGAAAUCUUAAAACACACCAACUAAUUCACACAGCAGCAAAACCCUGAAUGCUGAAUGCUGGGGGACGGACAUUCCUUCACAAAGACUCCUCAGAAGUGUUUAUUGCACAGGCUGCUUUUACACUUUGAAACGGACAAAAGGACACCAUUCCGGUCAUGAGACAUCAGAGCUUCAAACGAAACAGACACUUUGAACACAUUCCAAAGAGGGAGACACUAUUUCACCCCCUCGCUGGUAAGAGAGAGACGUGCCCGGAUGUUUAUCUCGUGGGAGAUGUUGCUUUCCGAUAUCCCACUGACUGAGACUGCAAACAUUAAUUACCACAGUAACUGUUGACUGUGACUUGGCUUCUUCACGUCUAAACCCCUGGAGCAAGGUGUAAACGCUGGGCUUCUCUUUGCAUCCCUCCAGGCUGGACCGCGGAGCAACGCCCAUCGCAGGAUUGGUAUUCUUCUUUCUUAUUCAUAGGACUGCGUUGUUUAGUCCCCUUCCAAUGAAACAUUGAAAUUAAAGAGCCAGAUGUGAGCCUCCAAACCCAUAAAACACCAUGGACAGCAAUUCAAAACUCUGUUCAUAUUUUAAAUGACUCGCUUUAUAUGGAAGCAAAUAUUCUGAAACUGUCAAAUUACAUGUAAGUAAAUAUAUAUGUAUAUUAAACUGGCAUUAUGAAACAUUUGCAAUAAAUGUUAAGGAGGCUGUGUGGUCCAGUGGUUAAAGAAAAGGGCUUGUAACCAGGAGGUCCCUGGUUCAAAUCCCACCUCAGCCACUGACUCAUUGUGUGACCCUGAGCAAGUCACUUAACCUCCUUGUGCUCCGUCUUUCAGGUGAGACGUAGUUGUAAGUGACUCUGCAGCUGAUGCAAGGUUCACACACCCUAGUCUCUGUAAGUCGCCUUGGAUAAAGGCGUCUGCUAAAUAAAACAAAUAAUAAUAAAUAGCGUUAUGUUAAUAGUUUGUAUUACUUGGGAUUGUCUUUCAAUAAAGACAGCAAAGCAAACGUGUGAUCAAUCCAUCAUAGAGUGGAUAGUUAAUUGAUCAAUGGAAAAAUGUCAAGAUUAAAAACCCUAUUCUGAA
Molecule: messenger RNA, 2753 nt
Organism: Acipenser ruthenus (sterlet)
Lineage: Eukaryota; Metazoa; Chordata; Actinopteri; Acipenseriformes; Acipenseridae
Product: zinc finger protein OZF-like
Exons: 3
Coding region: 333-1727 (464 amino acids)
Biological process (GO): regulation of transcription by RNA polymerase II
Cellular component (GO): nucleus
Molecular function (GO): RNA polymerase II cis-regulatory region sequence-specific DNA binding; DNA-binding transcription activator activity, RNA polymerase II-specific
Source: RefSeq, a predicted model, not a curated record